Messenger RNA from Anastrepha ludens (Mexican fruit fly), 887 nucleotides. Its product is annotated as protein D2-like. The coding region runs from base 137 to 766 and encodes 209 amino acids. The record is from RefSeq and is a predicted model, not a curated record. NCBI's taxonomy places the organism in Eukaryota, Metazoa, Arthropoda, Insecta, Diptera, Tephritidae. The transcript is spliced from 3 exons.
GCUUUCUCCGGAAAGCUUUUAUAAAACGAGUUUUUUCUAACUAGUCAACAUUUUACUAAGUUGGUGCAUUUUGAAGGCAACAGAUGCACAAUUUCCACUUUUGCUUCACAAUUAAUGAAUAUAGAGGAUACGUCUAAUGUCGAACUUUAAGACUAUAAAGGCAUUGUGCUUUUUGUGCAUCAUGGCCAGCAUCAAGGCAAAGGAAUCUAGUGAAGUAAAACAUAUCUUUGAGCUACUUGAAGUGGUUCCCGAUGUUAUACCAAGCGCGCCUAACCAGUUUCUCAAGGUGACAUAUGACAACGCCUUAGAAGUACAACCAGGCGCAGAACUAACUCCAACACAAGUGAAAUCGCAGCCAUUAGUUGAAUGGGCCGCAGAUCAUGAUGCUUUUUAUACUCUCAUAAUGACAGAUCCAGAUGCACCAAGUCGUAGGGAACCAACAUUUCGCGAGUUCAAACACUGGCUAGUUGGUAAUAUUCCAGGCAAUGAUAUUUCCCAAGGUGAAGUUCUGGCCGCUUAUGUGGGAUCAGGGCCACCGCAGGGCACCGGUCUGCAUCGAUAUGUAUUUCUACUAUACAAACAAGCGGGUAAACUGGAAUUCCUUGAAGAACGAGUGGGCAAUAAUAGUCGUAAUGGCCGUCCGAAAUUCCGUGCUGCCGGUUUUGCUGAGAAAUAUGGCCUCGGUGAGCCCGUGGCAGCAAAUUUUUAUCAAGCCCAAUGGGAUGAAUAUGUACCCACUGUUCACAAGCAAUUAUCCGGCAAUUAAAAAUAUUAAUAGUUGCAGUGUGGAAGACAGGAACACAAUUUAAAAACGUUACAACUGUUACAAUUAACCAUACAAAAUACUAAAUAAAAAAUAUACCUUUUUACUGUUUUUUUAUCAAUUA